AUGGCUUACGGAAAUUCAAGAUCUGUAAGAUUUCAAGAUGAUCUUGAAUCAUCAAAGCUGCAGGAAGUCAUCGCAAACGGCGAGUAUAUUAAGCUUAAAGAAAAGAUUGACAGGACAUGGAUGUCGGAGCCCAGCACUAGGAAGAAGAUAAUUACUGGGAAAUCCUUGAAAGCUUAUAAAGUGCUAUCCAGGGUCUUUUCUGGGGACUAUGAGAAUGUAAGGAAGAAGAUAUUGGAUCCUCAAGGACAUACGAUUCGAAGAUGGAACAAGAUAUUCUUAGUAGCCUGUUUGGUUUCAUUGUCUCUGGACCCUUUGUUCUUUUACUUGCCGGUUGUUCGGGACAAAGCUGUUUGCAUUGCUAUUGCGUUACACCUUGAAGUAGGCCUUACAUUUAUUAGAUCCCUGACCGAUAUUUUCUACAUCAUUCAAAUCUAUAUCAGAUUUCGUACAGCAUAUGUUGCACCUUCCUCUCGUGUUUUUGGGAGAGGAGAACUUGUUAUUGAUUCUUCAAAGAUUGCCCUAAGGUAUCUUCGCAAGGGCUUCUGUAUUGACCUCAUGGCUGCCCUGCCUCUUCCUCAAAUGUUGAUUUGGAUUGUAAUCCCUACUCUAAAAGGUUCAACUACAAGAAACACGAAAAACGUGCUUCGAUUUUUCAUAAUUUUUCAGUACCUCCCAAGACUGUUUCUUAUUUUUCCUCUCUCAUCACAAAUUGUUAAGGCCACUGGUCUCAUGACAGAAACAGCAUGGGCAGGUGCUGCUUACAACCUGAUGCUUUACAUGCUGGCAAGCCACGUUUUAGAAGCUUGCUGGUACCUUCUAUCGAUUGAGAGACAGGAAGCAUGUUGGAGAAGAGUCUGCAACAUUGAGAGGCCAUAUUGUCAGUAUGGAUUCUUGGAUUGCCACAGGGUUGCAGAUCCUCAUGACAGGAACUAUUAUUGGUCCAAGUUAAGCAAUGUCUCAAAUCUAUGCAAUCCAGAUAAUAGCUUCUAUCAGUUUGGUAUAUAUGGCGAUGCAUUGAUAUCUAGUGUUACAAGCUCAUCUUUCUUCAACAAGUACUUUUAUUGUCUUUGGUGGGGCCUAAAGAAUUUGAGUUCCCUGGGACAAAAUCUUUCCACGAGCACUUACGUUGGAGAAAUAGUCUUUGCCAUAAUUGUUGCAACUCUUGGAUUGGUUCUUUUUGGAUUGCUCAUUGGUAAUAUGCAGACAUAUCUCCAAUCCGUAACUGUCCGAUUUGAAGAGUGGAGGAGCAAGAAAACAGACACUGAACAAUGGAUGCAUCACAGGCAGCUACCUCCAGAGUUGAGACAGUCUGUACGUAAGUACAAUGAGUAUAAGUGGGUGGCUACUCGAGGAGUUGAAGAAGAAGCUCUUCUCAGAGGCCUUCCUAUGGAUCUCCGAAGAGACAUCAAACGCCAUCUCUGCCUCGACUUAGUUCGCCGAGUCCCCUUGUUCGAUCAAAUGGAGGAAAGGAUGCUGGACGCAAUAUGUGAGAGGCUUAAACCUGCACUAUGCACCCAAGGCACAUUUCUAGUGCGUGAAGGUGACCCUGUGAAUGAAAUGGUGUUCAUACUCCGGGGCCACUUGGAUCCUUUCACAACUGGUGGCGGCCGUGCUGGGUUCUUCAACUCUUGCCGCAUUGGCCCCGGUGAUUUCUGCGGCGAGGAGCUCGUGACGUGGGCUUUGGACGCGAGUUCAAGUCCCGUCCUGCCAUCGUCGACACGCACAAUCAAAGCCAUCACGGAAGUAGAGGCUUUUGCUAUAGAAGCAGAAGACUUGAAGUUUGUAGCAGCACAGUACAGAAAGCUGCGGAGUAAAGAGCUUAAACAUAAGUUCAGGUUCUACUCGCAGCAGUGGAGAACGUGGGCUGCAUGUUUCAUACAAAUUGCAUGGCGUCGGUAUAAAAAACGUAAGGAUGCAGCAGCUGAGGUGAGGGAUAAGCAAGAAGACGAGAAGGAAAAAAGGCUUAUGGAGAAAGAGUCGUGUGAAAAUGAAUUAAGCAUUAAAGUUCAUGUACAUUGA
Molecule: messenger RNA, 2019 nt
Organism: Juglans regia (Persian walnut)
Lineage: Eukaryota; Viridiplantae; Streptophyta; Magnoliopsida; Fagales; Juglandaceae
Product: protein CNGC15b-like
Biological process (GO): transmembrane transport; potassium ion transport
Cellular component (GO): membrane
Molecular function (GO): voltage-gated potassium channel activity
Source: RefSeq, a predicted model, not a curated record